This is a messenger RNA of Vitis riparia (riverbank grape), 755 nucleotides long. Its product is annotated as 40S ribosomal protein S12-like. Gene Ontology annotation, cellular component: ribosome; cytosolic small ribosomal subunit. The record is from RefSeq and is a predicted model, not a curated record. Gene Ontology annotation, biological process: translation. Gene Ontology annotation, molecular function: structural constituent of ribosome. The transcript has 5 exons. Bases 101 to 529 code for a protein of 142 amino acids. Lineage: Eukaryota; Viridiplantae; Streptophyta; Magnoliopsida; Vitales; Vitaceae.
CGUUGUGGUUCAGUUCAUUUGCUCGGCAGCCACAGCACUCUAGGGUUCCUGUUAACCUCAUCAAACAAGGAAGGAGGUAGAUUUGAACAUCCACAAGAAAAUGUCUGGUGAAGAGGUUGUUGUUGCAGUUGAAACAUCAGCUCCAGCUCCAGCUCUAGGUGAGCCCAUGGACCUCAUGACAGCCUUGCAGCUUGUGUUGAGGAAAUCACUGGCUCAUGGUGGGCUUGCUCGAGGCCUUCACGAAGGUGCAAAGGUGAUUGAGAAACAUGCUGCUCAUCUGUGUGUUUUGGCAGAGGAUUGCAACCAACCAGACUAUGUUAAACUGGUGAAGGCACUUUGUGCUGAUCACAAUGUUAGCUUGAUAACUGUUCCUAGUGCUAAGACGCUGGGCGAGUGGGCUGGGUUAUGUAAGAUUGACUCCGAAGGGAAGGCCAGGAAAGUGGUGGGCUGCUCCUGUGUUGUCGUUAAGGACUUUGGGGAGGAAACUGAAGCUAUGAAUGUUGUCCAGCAGCAGGUGAAGUCUCACUAAGCGAGUAGGGCAAUCAAACUUAGAUUUAGUGAGGUCUGUGUCGGAGGUUUUUUUUUAUGUGUAGAAACCUUUUAUUUUUUCCUUAGUGAGCAUGGGCUUAGGAAGAUUUUGAUUUGUUGUUUUUGGGUUUCACAUGACUAGAAUGGACCUGAUUUUGCAUUGUUGGAGUAAUUCCAUUUUAAUAUACACUAUUGGUUGAAUCUUCCAAUUUUUACCAACAAUCCCA